UACUGAUUACCCAAAUGAAUCAUUCAAAUAAUAAAUAAAAAUUAAGCAUACAUUUCGUUUUACUUUUAUUUAUAUCAAGAAACUAAUUACGGUUUAAAAGAAUUAUAACUAAUGUCAGCAAGAAAAAUCUGAAGUUAUAUUCAAUUGUGAAACGAAUUAAGUAAAAAAACAUAAUGAAUUUCUUUAAGAAACCACCAACAAUAAAAGAACAACAGAGGGAAAAUGAUCGUGAACUUAGGAAGGCAAGCAGAGAUCUGGAAAGAGAUAAAGUUGCUCUUGAACGGGAAGAAAAAAAAUUGGAAAUGGAUAUAAAGAAAAUGGCUAAGGAAGGUAAUAACGCUGGUUGUAAAAUUUUAGCAAAACAACUAGUGCAAUUGAGAAAUCAAAAGACUAGGAUAUAUUCAGCUAAUAGCAAGAUAUCCACUGUUCAAAUCCACAAUAAAGCUAUGGGUGCUAAUAUUGCAAUUGCUGGUGCUAUGGGAACAACAGCUAAAACUAUGGGAAGUAUGAAUAAGAUAAUGAAUCCACAACAAAUUGCCAAAAAUAUGGAGGCUUUCAAGCAUGCCAAUGCUAAAAUGGAUAUGACCGAUGAGAUGAUAUCAGAAACAAUGGAUGAUAUAAUGAAUGAAUCAGGCGAUGAGGAAGAAACCGCAGGAAUUAUCAACCAAGUUCUUGAUGAGAUUGGUAUUGAAGUCAGUGGCAAGAUGGCGAAUGCACCAUCUGUAUCUAGAAAUAAAGUUGGCGAAUCAACAACAGAUGCGGACAAGGAAAUUAUGGCGCAGCUCGCGAAAUUGAAAUCAAGUUAAACUAUUGUACCAAAUAUAUUUAUUCUAAAUGUUUAUAAAGCUAUACUUAGAGUCGGUCAUUAAAGUAAACUAAAUGUAUAUAAUGAGAUUUACCUGAUUUAUGUAAGAUCAUAACUUGAAAACUUUACUUAAUGGCUAAGAGUUAAGUAUGGUUAUGAUUUUAUUAGAAUUUGAUCUAAGACGAAAAGAACACAAAAGGCAACGAUCCUUAAAAUCCAUCCGUCCAUUUUUUUAAUAUCUGACAGAAAAAAAAUGUUACUUAUUUCACCAAUUUUAAAUAUGUUAUAAUUCAAAUGUAAUAUAAAAUUAAUGAAACAUUUUAUAUGGAAAAAUUUAAAGCGUUUCAUGGACUUAUUUGGAACUAAAUGCGUGCAUUACAAAAAUAUUUAAUGUUGUAAACGUUAAUUGUUUGAAAAGAUCAUAUGUUUGAACCGUAAAUCGUUUUGACGUAACUAAAUCGGAAAAUUUGUGCUGAGGCCUCUACCAUGGAGACAUUUGUCCUCAUAGAACCCAGAAUAGGGUGAAAUCAGGUUUAUUCUUUUUUUUAUAGCCUGAAAAAUGUUGGCCAAAAAUCUUGCUGGCUAGAGAAUUGUUGGCCUAUUGGGUUCAUCGUGCGACUCUCAUCCCUGAGGUCGUAGAUCGUCGAGCCGACUGUGCACCAAUAGACUUUCUUUCUAUGUGCGCAUAACAUUCGCUCAAACGGUGAAGGAGAACAUC
Molecule: messenger RNA, 1523 nt
Organism: Pieris napi
Lineage: Eukaryota; Metazoa; Arthropoda; Insecta; Lepidoptera; Pieridae
Gene: CHMP2B
Product: charged multivesicular body protein 2b
Exons: 6
Coding region: 174-806 (210 amino acids)
Biological process (GO): late endosome to vacuole transport; protein transport; endosome transport via multivesicular body sorting pathway
Cellular component (GO): ESCRT III complex; multivesicular body
Source: RefSeq, a predicted model, not a curated record